UAUCAGGGACGCCAUUGUAGCGUCGCGAAUGAAAGAAAUAAAAAAACACAACUGCUUGGAAUAUUUGUGAUUUAAGUUGGCGAUAAAUAAAUAAAUAAAUACCUUCCCAAUUGAGAGAGAAAAUCUUUGAUAUUACAUUACCGAAACGUGAAAUUAACGGUGGAACAUAAUGAGUUCGGGCGGUAUGUUGUAUGGUGGUGAUGAAAUUGGUGCAUUGGUUUUUGAUCCCGGUCAUCAUUCACUUCGUGUUGGUUACGCUCAAGAAGAUGCACCAAAAGCUGAAAUUCCUGCUGUUGUUGGCGUUGCACCGGGUGAUACUGCUGCAACUGCAGCCACGAAUGCUGGUUUAGAUAUUGAAACAAAAGCAAAUAACAAUAAUGUGACAUCAAGCGGAAAUAAAUAUAUAGUCGACACUACAUUUGUAAAUGUAGCCCGUGCAAAUAUGGAAAUUCAAACAUAUAUGAAAGAUGGUAUGAUCGAUAAUUGGGAUCUAUUUGAAAAGGUUCUCGAUUAUACUUACACCAAAGUUAUACAGUCCGAAUCACAAUAUCAUCCAGUAUUAUUCUCGGAGUGUUCAUGGAAUGUUCGUUCAAAUCGUGAACGUCUUACCGAAUUAAUGUUUGAAAAGUACAAUGUUCCCGCAUUUUUUGUCGUUAAAAAUGCUGUUCUUGCAGCAUUUGCCAAUGGACGAGCAACAGCAUUGGUUGUUGACAGUGGCGCUACGCAUACAUCGGCUAUUCCAGUUCAUGAGGGAUAUGUUUUAACACAAGCUGUAGUGAAAUCGCCUCUCGGAGCAGAUUAUUUAUCGUUGCAAUGCCGUCAACAUCUCGAGACUCAAGGAAUUGAUUUAACGCCAGCAUAUAUGAUUGCCAAUAAAGAAUCAGUGCGUGAACGCGAACCACCAAGGUUUACAGUAAAAAAACUUCCAGACAAUUUGACAAAUUCAUGGCAACAGUACAUGUUGAAGGGUUUAAUGCAAGAUUUUCAAAUGUCAACAGUGCAAGUACUUGAAGUGCCAUACGACGAACGUACAGCUUCUCAAAUUCCAUCCGUACAUUAUGAAUUUCCCACCGGUUACCAUCAAGAUUUCGGUUGUGAACGCUUUAAAUUGGCCGAAAGUCUUUUCGAUCACACUAUGCUCGGAGCUGGCCAAUUAGCAUCAACUAGUGUUGGCAUGUGUGAUACAGAUGUUCGUAUGUCAUUAUACGGUUCCGUUGUUAUCACCGGUGGAAAUUCACUAUUACAGGGAUUUCCUGAACGUUUGAGCCGAGAUUUAUCACUCCGUGCUCCAUCUCAAGUUCGCUUGAAAUUGAUUGCCGCCAACGGUUCUGUUGAGCGACGUUUUGGCGCAUGGAUUGGUGGUUCUAUUUUGGCUAGCAUUGGCACAUUUCAGCAAAUGUGGAUAUCGUCACAGGAGUAUGAAGAGUCCGGAAAAGGUCAAGUGGAAAGAAAAUGUCCAUAAUAAACGACGAUAUAUAUUGGUGACAACAAUUUCUCUCAAAUUCACUUUGCCGACUAAACUUAUUUCUGCAUUUGAGCUAUUUUUCUCGAUAAUUGAACACAAACCGCAAAACCUGUAAUUUUAAUUAAUGAAACAAAUCAAUAAGAAAUAAACAAAAUAAUGAUAAAUGACAAUGACGUAAAA
Messenger RNA from Contarinia nasturtii (swede midge), 1645 nucleotides. RefSeq names its product actin-like protein 6B (gene Bap55). Gene Ontology annotation, biological process: regulation of transcription by RNA polymerase II; nervous system development. The record is from RefSeq and is a predicted model, not a curated record. Bases 170 to 1462 code for a protein of 430 amino acids. NCBI's taxonomy places the organism in Eukaryota, Metazoa, Arthropoda, Insecta, Diptera, Cecidomyiidae. Gene Ontology annotation, molecular function: chromatin binding. Gene Ontology annotation, cellular component: SWI/SNF complex; NuA4 histone acetyltransferase complex. The transcript is spliced from 4 exons.